Canis lupus familiaris (dog) is the source of this 1981-nucleotide messenger RNA. Its product is annotated as USP6 N-terminal-like protein. Bases 1 to 966 code for a protein of 321 amino acids. Lineage: Eukaryota; Metazoa; Chordata; Mammalia; Carnivora; Canidae. The record is from RefSeq and is a predicted model, not a curated record. The transcript is spliced from 5 exons.
AUGUUCCUGCCCGAGGAGGACGCCUUCUGGGCGCUUGCCCAGCUGAUGACCGACGACAGGCACGCCAUGCACGCUCCUCAGGUUCCAGGCUCAUCACGAGCGCAUCCUCGAAAGAGCUCUUCCCGACCUGAGGAAGCACAUGGCGAGUGGGAGCUCCUGAGGCUCCAUCCCCGGGGCCGGGGCAGGGGGUGGGGGGCACGGCCCUCCGAGCUGCCCAGAGUUGGGGUCACGUUCCUCCCCCUGGGGCCCGGGGGCGCCCUCGGGGCUGGGCUGGGCCGUGGGGAGCGCGUCCACCUGGCUCCAGGGGCCGUGGCGUGGGGCCUGAGCAUCUCCUGCCCUCCUGCCAGGACGAGGAGCAGAUGUCCACCGGCAUCUAUACCCCAAAGUGGUUCCUGUAGUGCUUCCUCGAUCCCCUUCUCGCUCAUCCUGAAGCUGUGGGAUGCCUAUAUAUUGGAUGGGGAGCAGGUGCUCAUGGUCAUGGCCUACACCAUCCUCAAGGUGCACAGGAAGCGCCUCCUGAAGCUGCCCCUGGAAGGGCUCCGGGAGUUCCUCCAGGACUCUCUGGCCCAGCCCUGGGCCCUGGAGGACGAGGCGGUGCUCAGACACCUUCGGGCCUCCAUGACCCAGCUCCGGAGGAUGCGGUGUGACCUGCCCCCCCAAGCGGGACCUGAGGAGUUCCCCACGAGGCCCCUGGGCCCGGAGCGAGUGUCCCUGGUGCCCGGGUCUCUCCUCCCUUCUCCGGCCUCUGAGACACUGCCCAGGGUGGAGGAGCCGGCCUCCCCGGGCCCAGCCACCCAGCCUGAGCCACCCGGAACCCCUCCCGGCCAGGCCAUCGUCCAACAUCCCCCCCAGCGAUGGAGCUCCCUCCCCACCCUCCCAGUGCAACAAGACGGUGCAGGCAGGCGGCCCCCAGACAUGGGCUUGAAGACGAAAAACGGGGUCCCCUUCCCUUCGGCACCCGCCUGAGCCACCCCAGAGGCCCCGCAACAGACCAGGCCCUGGAGCCCCCCGGGACUCCCAUCACGGGGUCCCCCCAGCCCCUGAGGGAUGACACUGUCGGGCCCAGGACACCGUUCCUGCCCCACAACCACUGCAGCUUGUGCCCCUCACUGGGCAGUGACGGGCACAGCCAGGGCAGAGCCAGGACGGCGCUGAGCCCGCUGCCCCGAGGCCCCGCACAGGCCCGGGACCCUCUGCCCUCCACGUCCACGGGGCAGCUCGAUGCUCGCGGGCCUCGGGGGCAGAGCGUGGCGGUGAGGGCGGGGGCCCGGAGGCUCUGGCCCACCGUCACCGUGCCCUGCCUCGUCUUGCUGUCCCUCCCGGAGGGCGGCACCCCCCGCACAGGACACCAGCCCCUGACCCAGAGGGACCUGGGCUGGCCUGACCCCGGGCUCUGUGGGGGCAGGGGCGACUCAAGCCCCCCCCCCCAGGCCCAGCACUAAUGGGAUCCAGCGCCCCGGGGCCCUGGCCAGGCCUGCGUUCUGGCCCCGGGCUGAGCGAGCCCUCUCACAGCCAGAUGUGGCCUUCUGGGCCCUGGGCAUGCCCCACAGAUCCAGGUCGCUGACCUAGGGCAGCCCUGGGGAUCCCGGGACACCCCAGGGCAGGGCAGCAGGGGCAGGCCCGUGGGUCCUCUCCUAUACCCACACCAGGAGGCAGGCUCCUCCAUGAGCCGGGGCUCCAGCAGUCAGUCACCCGGCCCCAGGGGGCCCGAGGCCGGGGUCCAGCUGCCCUGCGGGGACCCAGCGCAGGAGCCCAUGGGCCGCAGGUCCAUGUCAGCCCUGCUGUCCCGAGAACCGCCUCUCAACGCCCCAACCUCAGGACACGCGCCCCCACCCGGAGUCGAGUCCGCACAGGCUCCCAGGUGGGGGACUCCACCCCCGUGGGAUUCCCGCUUUCCUCUAAGGACAGGAAGGUCUCCCAGGGGAAGGCGCGCACCCUCGGCUCUGAGCCCCUGUUUGCUGUUGCAAGUUCAAUAAAGUGU